AUGCAGAAUCUCCCAUCCAAAAGUACUGAAGUCGAAGCUACGCAGGUGCUCGCUGAGUUUGGUAAUAACACGUUUCCCAAACACUUCCAUCGUGCUUCCUUCUCGAGUCUCCCCGAGCACCUCAAGAACAUUCGGCCAGCCACAGCUGCUGAAGUGGCCAACACCAGUAACUUCUGGACGCUGCCGAGCAGCGAUGAACCACUCCAUCUGGGGCUUUUUUUUGAGGCCUCCAUGUCUCUUCAGAAAAAUGAAAUACCUACUACGAGCCUUUUGUCUCAAUCCGUCCGACAAAAACUAGACAGUGACGCCAGAAAACGGAUCCAUGAUGAUAUUGAUAAAGAUGGCGGGCCUGACGAGCUUGCUAUUGCGAAGGAAAUUUUCCCCGCAGUCAAAUCUCGUUUUAAAGGCAAGCUGGCAGAAAAUACUAUCAAUAUUACUGCUGCAGUUAAAGUGCUAGACAUUGUGGCGUAUAUCAUUGCCAACAAGAAUAAGUUUAAGUAA
Molecule: messenger RNA, 501 nt
Organism: Aspergillus tanneri
Lineage: Eukaryota; Fungi; Ascomycota; Eurotiomycetes; Eurotiales; Aspergillaceae
Exons: 3
Coding region: 1-501 (166 amino acids)
Source: RefSeq, a predicted model, not a curated record